Molecule: messenger RNA, 663 nt
Organism: Theileria orientalis strain Shintoku
Lineage: Eukaryota; Apicomplexa; Aconoidasida; Piroplasmida; Theileriidae
Product: proteasome subunit
Exons: 7
Coding region: 1-663 (220 amino acids)
Cellular component (GO): proteasome core complex
Source: RefSeq, a predicted model, not a curated record
AUGUUAGUAAAAAGACCAGAAGAGGGGUUCAACCCGUACGUAAAUAACGGAGGAACCGUUAUUGCAGCAACGUGGAAGAAUUACGCAGUGAUAGCUGCAGAUACAAGACUGUCAUUGAGAUACCUAAUUCACACAAGAUACUCGACUAAACUGUUAAAAUUGACUGACAAAUGCAUUUUGGGAACAUCGGGAAUGCAAGCAGACAUGUUGGCAUUGCAAUCGGUGAUAGAGCGCCAAAUCGAAAUGUAUCGAUUUACACAUCACAAGGAGCCGACAUUUGGAGCAAUAGCGCAGCUGUUAUCGACAGUGCUGUACGGACGCCGCUUUUUUCCUUACUAUACUUUUAACAUUCUUUGCGGACUGGACGAAAAUGGAAAUGGAGUUACUUGUAAUUAUGACGCAGUUGGAAACUACAACUAUGAAAAGUACGCAGCCCAGGGAACGAGCUCAUCCCUAGUAGUGCCAAUUCUGGAUAAUCUGUUGAAUGGAAAUAAUCAGCAAGUAAAGCCACAAAUUAACUCGUUGGAAGACUUGGUAAAUUUGGUUAAAAACGCAAUGGUAUCAGCAGUAGAGCGUGACAUAUGCACAGGAGAUUCUGCUGAACUUGUGGUUUGUGAUGGAGUUGUACAUGAACCAGUAAGAAUGGAGCUAAGAGUAGACUGA